Molecule: messenger RNA, 627 nt
Organism: Malassezia restricta
Lineage: Eukaryota; Fungi; Basidiomycota; Malasseziomycetes; Malasseziales; Malasseziaceae
Product: golgi traffic protein SFT2
Exons: 4
Coding region: 1-627 (208 amino acids)
Biological process (GO): vesicle-mediated transport
Cellular component (GO): membrane
Source: RefSeq, a predicted model, not a curated record
AUGCCACUUCCACGGUGGGCAUCGUGGACAUCCACGGCACUCGGGGAGCAGGAGCCUGUCCACUCAAGUGCGGCACCCGUGUCCGAGCCCGCAGGCGGCAGCGGCGGGAUGUGGUCAUACUUUCAGCAGGGUCUCUCCUCGUACGUCCCGCUGCGUAGUGCGGAGCGGACGAACGAGGAGGAGGCGUAUCUGAGUCUGAGCCACUGGGACCGCUUUCUUGGCUUCAUCGCGUGUCUGCUGGGGAGUGGUCUGUGCUUUCUCUUUUCGUUCUUGUUCGCGCAGCCCCCGAUCCUGCUCAUUCGGCCGCACAAAUUUGCGCUCGCUUUUACGCUCGGGAGUGUCCUGUUUAUGAUGGGUUUUGCUAUCCUCACUGGCCCCGCCGCGCACAUGAAGCAUCUCAUGAGCCCCGAGCGACGACCCUUUUCUGCAGCGUACCUCGGCAGCAUGGCCCUGACCCUGUACUUUUCGCUCGGCGCACGAAAUCGGCUUCUCACCGUGGUGUGCGCCCUUGUCCAGAUAGCGUGCCUGCUGACGUAUCUCGCGCACUACUUCCCGGGCGGUGUCACGACGCUGCGAUACGCCGGCACUUUUUUGGCGCGUGGCAGCACAAGCUUACUCCCUAUAUAG